CAAAAAUAUCGAAAACCAUGUAUUCUGAAAAAUACAUGUAAAAAUAUAGAAAACCAUAACACUCAAACCAAAUGGUAUACGCACACCCGCACAAAAACAUAUUAAUGUUGAAUAAUCAGGGACGUUUUAAUUUCUCACGGCUGCGCUGGAUACCACAUCAAUACGCAUGCGUCGGUCUCUCCGGCUCCGGUCUCAAAACGAGAAUUAAGAUGCUGAUGCCCAAGAAGAAUCGUAUAGCCAUCUACGAGCUACUCUUCAAGGAGGGGGUGAUGGUGGCCAAAAAGGAUGUGCAUCUGGCUAAGCACCCGGAGCUGGCCGAUAGAAAUGUGCCCAACCUUCACGUAAUGAAGGCCAUGCAGUCUCUGAAGUCAACUGGGUACGUGAAGGAGCAGUUUGCCUGGCGCCACUUCUACUGGUACCUGACCAAUGAGGGCAUCCAGUACCUGAGGGACUUCCUGCAUCUUCCCCCAGAGAUUGUUCCUGCCACUCUGCGUCGUCAGAUGCGCCCUGAGACCGCCCGGCCCAGGCCUAAAGGUAUGGAGGGUGAGAGAGGUGAGCGGCCAGCUAGGUUUAACCGUGAAGGAGGAGACCGAGACAACUACAGACGUUCUGCUGCACCACCUGGUGCAGACAAGAAGGCUGAAGCAGGCACUGGUGCAGACAAGAAGGCUGAAGCAGGCGCUGGUGCAGCUACUGAGUUCCAAUUUAGAGGCGGAUUUGGACGUGGCAGAGGACAGCAACCACCACAGGAGUAAAGCACUGACUCUGUUCUUGUACAGUAUAAUAAAAGGGGAUUGCUGUAA
Salmo salar (Atlantic salmon) is the source of this 803-nucleotide messenger RNA. RefSeq names its product small ribosomal subunit protein eS10. The record is from RefSeq and is a predicted model, not a curated record. Gene Ontology annotation, molecular function: RNA binding; structural constituent of ribosome. Gene Ontology annotation, cellular component: cytosolic small ribosomal subunit. Lineage: Eukaryota; Metazoa; Chordata; Actinopteri; Salmoniformes; Salmonidae.